UCAUCCUCCUCCUCCUCCCCCCCUGCGGUGCUCGGCGGUGGCGACGAGCUGAGGUGAUCCGAGCGCACCGAGGGGACGCUCAGCGGUGUCGGAGAGAGUAAACAAACAGGACAUCGCAUCGAAACACUCGCCGAGAUGGGGAACCGGGGCAUGGAGGAUCUGAUCCCCCUGGUGAACCGCAUGCAGGAUGCCUUUUCCGCCAUCGGCCAGAACGCCAACCUUGACCUGCCUCAGAUUGCGGUGGUGGGCGGACAGAGUGCUGGGAAGAGCUCGGUGCUGGAGAACUUCGUGGGGAGAGAUUUCCUUCCACGUGGUUCUGGCAUCGUGACUCGUCGACCUUUGGUCCUGCAACUGAUGAACUGUCCCACAGAGUAUGCCGAGUUCCUCCACUGUAAGGGCAAAAAGUUCACAGAUUUCGAUGAGGUUCGACAGGAGAUUGAGGGUGAGACUGACCGCAUGACGGGCGCCAACAAGGGCAUCUCGCCCGUUCCCAUCAACCUGCGGGUUUACUCCCCCCAUGUGCUCAACCUGACACUGGUGGACCUCCCGGGCAUGACCAAGGUACCCGUGGGCGACCAGCCAGCCGACAUUGAGGCUCAAAUUCGAGAAAUGUUGAUGCAGUUCGUCACCAAGGACAACUGCCUGAUGCUCGCCGUCUCGCCGGCUAACUCAGAUUUGGCCAACUCGGAUGCUUUGAAGAUUGCCAAAGAAGUCGACCCUCAGGGUAUGAGGACCAUCGGUGUGAUCACCAAACUGGACCUUAUGGACGAGGGGACGGAUGCCAAGGACAUACUGGAAAAUAAAUUGCUUCCGCUCCGAAGAGGUUACAUUGGCGUCGUGAACAGGAGCCAAAAAGACAUAGAUGGCAAGAAAGACAUCACUGCUGCCUUGGCCGCCGAGAGAAAGUUCUUUCUGUCCCACCCCGCCUACAGGCACCUGGCCGAACGUAUGGGCACGGCCUACCUGCAGAAAAUCCUCAAUCAGCAACUCACCAACCACAUCCGGGACACGCUGCCGGCUCUGAGGGCCAAGUUGCAGAGUCAGCUCCUUUCCAUCGAGAAGGAAGUGGAGGAGUACAAGAACUUCAGGCCAGACGAUCCGUCCCGCAAGACCAAAGCUCUGCUCCAGAUGGUGCAGCAGUUCUCCGUUGACUUUGAGAAGUGCAUCGAAGGCUCCGGGGACCAAAUCGACACGGCCGAGCUGUCCGGCGGCGCCAAAAUCAACCGCAUAUUCCACGAGCGAUUCCCGUUCGAGCUGGUCAAGAUGGAGUUCGACGAGAAGGAGCUCCGCAAGGAGAUCAGCUACGCCAUCAAGAACAUUCACGGCAUCAGGACGGGUCUGUUCACCCCUGACCUGGCCUUCGAGACUAUAGUGAAAAAGCAGAUCCAAAAACUGAAGGAGCCCACUCUGAAGUGUAUAGAUAUGGUUACGAGCGAACUCACCUUCACCAUACAAAGGUGUAGUCAAAAGCUGGCUCAGUACCCAAUGCUGAGAGAAGAGAUGGAGAGAAUCGUCACUCAGUAUAUCAGAGACAGAGAGAACCGCACUAAAGGCCAGGUGCUGUUGCUGAUCGACAUCGAGUUGUCGUACAUGAACACCAACCACGAGGACUUUAUCGGCUUCGCCAAUGCUCAGCAGAGGAUCAGCCAGAUGAAUAAGAAGAAAGUGGCCGGCAAUCAGGAUGAGAUCAUGCCGGAGAGAGGAGUUAACGAUCGGUUCAAGGUGAUUCGGAAGGGAUGGCUGACCAUCAACAACAUCAGCAUCAUGAAGGGCGGAGCCAAAGAAUACUGGUUUGUCCUCACCGCUGAGUCCAUGUCCUGGUACAAGGAUGACGAGGAGAAGGAGAAGAAGUACAUGCUGCAGGUGGACAACUUGAGACUGCGGGACGUGGAGAAAGGCUUCAUGUCCAGCAAGCACAUUUUCGCCCUGUUCAACACCGAACAAAGGAAUGUGUACAAGGACUAUCGUCAGCUGGAGUUGGCCUGUGAGAGUCAGGAAGACGUGGACGCGUGGAAGGCCUCUUUCCUCCGAGCCGGCGUGUACCCUGAACGCGUCACGGACAAGGAAGGCAAGAGCGAUGGAAGCGACGAAAAUGGCUCGGACAACUUUAUGAACAGCAUGGACCCUCAGCUGGAGCGCCAGGUGGAGACCAUCCGCAAUCUGGUGGACUCCUACAUGGCCAUCGUCAACAAAACAGUCCGCGACCUGAUGCCAAAGACCAUCAUGCACCUCAUGAUUAAUAACUGUAAGGAGUUCAUAAACGCCGAGCUGCUGGCCCAGUUGUACUCGUGCGGGGAUCAGAAUACUCUAAUGGAGGAGUCCCAGGAGCAGGCGCAGCACCGCGACGAGAUGCUGCGCAUGUACCACGCCCUGCGCGAGGCGCUCAGCAUCAUCGGCGACAUCAGCACCACCACCGUCACCACCGCCAUGCCGCCGCCUGUGGACGACUCCUGGCUGCAGGUUCAGCGGAGCGGAUCCGGCGGAAGGUCUCCGGCUACCAGUCCCACUCCCAACCGCAGGGCGCCACCAGGCCCCCCUGCUCGCCCUGGUUCCCGUGGGCCUCCUCCCGCCGGUGGACCCCCGGUGCCCUCUCGCCCCGGGGCUUCUCCGGACCCUUACAGUGGACCCCCGCCCACCGUGCCCUCCCGGCCUAACCGUGCACCGCCAAGCGUGCCCAGUCGGAGACCCCCGCCUUCUCCGACCCACUAGACCGGCAACCUCCCUCCUUCCCUUCCUCUCCGUCCACCCCUGCGACGCCACAGGGCAACAGCGCCACCUUCCUGCAGCGACUCCUAUCCUUUCUGCAAGGCCGACCCCUGACCCCUCGCCCCCCGCCAUCCCUUCCCCCCACACGACAUGCAUGAUAGAACUCUGAAUAUACAUACUGUACAAAUACAGUAUGCAUUGUACGCAGUGCAUAUAAUUACUCCUGUAAGACACCAAGGAGGGAAUAUUUCACACACGCAUAUAUGACUAGGGAUGUAAAAUGAACUUUAUUUAUAACACGGGGAAUACAUUUUAUUUCAUAUAAUAAAAUGCCAUGAAAUAAUUAAAAAUACUGUUAAUUGCAAAAGUCAUCAAAUAUGUUAGUCAUGAAAUAAAUAAGUUAGUUCUGACAAAGAUCAUUAAUCCAUUCAUUUAUUAUGAAUAUUUAAGGUUACAUUUCACAGUUUUUUAAUGAAGGACAAUUAAUUGCAUUAUUUCAGAAUCCAAUUCAUUAAAAAAACAUGUUUUAAUUUAUUUAAUUUUAAAUGUUACAUUUUUUUUUAUUUUUUUUUAACACUAAAAUUGGCCCUAGUGUGUGAAUGUGAGUGUGAAUGUUGUCUGUCUAUCUGUGUUGGCCCUGCGUUGAGGUGGCGACUUGUCCAGGGUGUACCCCGCCUUCCGCCCGAUUGUAGCUGAGAUAGGCGCCAGCGCCCCCCGCGACCCCGAACGGGAAUAAGCGGCAGAAAAUGGAUGGAUGGAUGUUACAUUUUUUUUUAAAUAAUAAUAUAGAACUUUUUCAUCAACUUUUAUUUUAUAAUAUAUUUAUUAUUGAUUAAUUUAUGUUUUUCUUCCCGUUUUUGGCACUUAAAUAUUGGUCAUGAAAUAAAUCAAUGAGAGAGAUAGUGAAAUGAGGCUACAUUAAUUACUGUAUUUCAUGUAAAAUACACUGAAAUAUUUCCCAUUUUUAUUCAUUAAUGUAUAUCCUAAUGACAUGUUAAUUAUUGAUUUAGUUGUCUAUUUCCUCCCCUUUAUAUGGUUUGAAUAAAUUAAUUAGGAAAUUAAAUAAAUCAUUUUAAAAUGAGAUUUCAUUCAUUUGUAUAUUUUAUGUAAAAUACACAAAAAUACUUCACAUUCUUAUUAAUUAAUUUAUAUCUUGAUUAUAUGUCAAUUACUGAUUUAGUCAUCUCUUUUGUCACUUUAUUGUUUGAACACAUUCAGUAAGUAUUAAAAGGUCACGAAGUAAACCAUUUUAAAAUGAGGUGUCAUUCAUUUGAAAUGUUUCAUGUAAAAGACACACAAAUAUUUUACAUUUUAUACAUUUAUUUUAAUCUUGUUUAUAUGUUAAUUGCUGAUUUGGUCACAUGUUUUGGUGUUUGAAUAAAUUAAGUAUUCAAAGGUCACGAAUCAUAAAUUGGUCAAAUCACUAAGAAAAAUAAUAAAAUGCCAAUUAUUUCAUGACAAACAAAUACAUGAUUUCAUAUUUUUAAGUAAUUUUUUAUUUAUCAUUUUAGUUAUGUUUUUAUUUGAUUGAUAUUCAUGAGUUUAUAUAACUACAUUAAUUGAUCAAAAUGCCCACAAAAACCUCCAUAUGAUCUCAGAUUGAAAAUGAAUUUUUUUGUUGUUUUUGCUUUUUUCCAUGUUUUAGUACAAUUAUUUAAAAGGAUAAAGUAUAUUUUAUAAACUUUUGAUCUUAUGAAAAGAACAAAACUUCUUUUUCCUAUGUCAAAUAAUACAAAAAUGAUGGUAAAAAAAAAAAGUUAAAAUAUUGUUAUGUUAGUUUUGUGCACUUUUAGUUGUUUUGGUCACACCUGUGUUGAUUAGCCUCAGUGGGCGUGUCCACCAAUCAGCCAAUCAGCUGCUGAGCUGCUGGACCUCACCUGCUUCUCGUUAUUCUCCUCCACUGUUGGUCUUGUUGUGUUAUUUGAUCGAAGCACGCCAUGUUCGGUCACGUGAUGAUGGAUGUCAAAAGAAAAAAAAAGUACUGUUCCUUUAAGAGGGUUUUGUUAUUGACCUUUACUACGUCUAUGACGUCAUUUGUUUGUUUUUUUUCUGAACAGCAAUUGAACCCUAGACGGCUCUUUCGUUCCUUUCUUCAUGAGCGAGGCCUGGAUCCUUCCUCCUCAUCAUCCUCCUCUAUGCAACACCAACAUUUGUUUUUUGUUUUUCAUGUCAAAUGAAAUGAAAGCUUUGAAUGAAUGAAUGAAUGGAAGGAACUGUUACUUGUUAAAAAGAAGGCGGGAUGUGAUACAAAAAAGUGCAAUAUGUAGCAGGUUUCUUUGCUGGCAACAAGAGGAAGAUUUUUUUGUUUUGUUUUCCUGCAAAAAUGAUCAUCUUCACUUUUUGUUUUCCUGUCCCCUUCAUGAUUCUCUGGAUGAAAUGUUCACUCAUUCUUCUUGAAUAGUGGUGUGUUGUGUUUGGACCUUGUUCAUCAUAUCUUUGUUGCGUGUUCCAUCCUGUAUAUACAAUAUGUGUCGUGCUGAUUAGAAGAGUGUGUAUUGCAGACAUAUUGAAGUGACGUGUGUACAAUAAUAAUUAUAAUAUUAAUAAUCAUGUUGGCAGGAUGUUUGAUACCAACAUUAGAUGUUUGUUCCCUCGUCCCCAAGAUAAUGAUAUUGUGUCCUGGUGUGGAUGAAAACAUGAAGGACCUUAUUUGUUCACUCAAUAAAAACUGCAGUAUACUGACUAAC
This is a messenger RNA of Nerophis ophidion (straightnose pipefish), 5393 nucleotides long. It is a transcript of the gene dnm1a, whose product is annotated as dynamin 1a. Gene Ontology annotation, cellular component: membrane; cytoplasm; microtubule. Gene Ontology annotation, molecular function: GTP binding; GTPase activity; microtubule binding. NCBI's taxonomy places the organism in Eukaryota, Metazoa, Chordata, Actinopteri, Syngnathiformes, Syngnathidae. The transcript has 23 exons. The record is from RefSeq and is a predicted model, not a curated record. Bases 136 to 2709 code for a protein of 857 amino acids.